UCUCCGACGACCAGGUACGCCACGCUCAUCGAUCAGGGAUGACAGACAACAGGUCGCCAUGACAAUGUAUCUAUCUCACACCGAAUCUCCCAACAGGUCGCGGGCGAGCUCCGCAAGAUGACAGCCUUCAUCCGCCAAGAAGCGCUCGAGAAAGCGCGCGAAAUCCAGCUCAAAGCCGACGAGGAGUUCGCCAUCGAAAAAUCCAAGCUCGUCCGCCAAGAGACCGCCGCCAUCGACACCCUGUACGAGAAGAAGUUCAAGCAAGCGUCCAUGUCGCAACAGAUCACGCGCUCCACGCUCGCCAACCGCACCCGGCUCCGUGUGCUCUCCUCGCGCCAGGAACUGCUCGAUGACCUCUUCCAGCAGGCCCGUGAUAGCAUCUCCGGCAUUGCGACCAAGGACGCGAAGAAGUACCAGGCUGUGUUGAAGGGGUUGAUCUUGGAGGGGCUGUACGCUCUGAAUGAGAGCAAGGUUGUGGUUCGCGCGCGGACGAAGGAUAAUGAUGCUGUGAAGGAGGCGAUUGGUGAGGCCGAGAAGGAGUUCAAUGAGGUUGUGGGUAAGGAGGUCGAGGUGGAGGUGGAUGAGGAGGAGCCGUUGCCGGAGGGAUCUGCCGGUGGUGUGGUCAUUCUCGGCGGCCAGGGCAAGAUCGAGAUCAACAACACCUUCGAAGAGCGGCUGCGGUUGCUGGAAAUCAGCGCCCUCCCGGCCGUCAGGGAGACGCUGUUCGGGAAGAACGAGAACAGAAAGUUCUACAACUAGAUAUAUGCCUGUUAUUCAGAUACCUGUUCUCGGAUUUCCGAUUUGUUGCGUCUUCCUAUCUAUGUAACUUGAUUGAUGCUGCGCCUUACGCCCGUUUUGUUCAGAGAACACCAUAGCCCUGUGUACAGUCCUAUAUACGUCUUUAUCAUCAUGCUCCUCACUUUC
This is a messenger RNA of Aspergillus candidus, 924 nucleotides long. Its product is annotated as H(+)-transporting V1 sector ATPase subunit E. The coding region runs from base 118 to 759 and encodes 213 amino acids. The transcript has 2 exons. Gene Ontology annotation, cellular component: proton-transporting two-sector ATPase complex, catalytic domain. The record is from RefSeq and is a predicted model, not a curated record. Gene Ontology annotation, molecular function: proton-transporting ATPase activity, rotational mechanism. Lineage: Eukaryota; Fungi; Ascomycota; Eurotiomycetes; Eurotiales; Aspergillaceae. Gene Ontology annotation, biological process: proton transmembrane transport.